AUGGAAAGUGCAACGGGAUUGACUGAUGGUAUGCUUAUAAAGUUAAAGGAAAGUCUAGAUCUACACUUUAAAGCCCCGCAGGAUGCCGAGGUCAGUAACCUUGAAUCAAAUAUACCUGCAAAAUGGGAAGAAAGUGGCUCUAUUUUUUCCAAAAUGUUGAAACAUCUGGAAGAUAGGGUUCAAGAACAAUCACAGGUAAUAAAACACCUUAUCUCACAGGAAAAUACAAAAAGUGAGGUUAAGAAGGCAUUGCAGUCUUCUUCCACAUCCAAUGUUCAAAAAAUUCGAGAGAAAGCGAAGAGUAGUUCAAAUGCACCAAGUACAUCCGGCAACACUGCAAAAAUCGGAAAGGAUACAGAAGAAGAAGAGCUCAUAAAUGUCAAGAAUGUCAAUGUCAAAAAUAAAAACGACUCUAAAGAUAAACAAAAAGUUACAAAUAUCAUAAAAGGUUCUGCUAAAAGUGAAGAAGAGGACGAAUUCCAAGCAGCAGCAAAAAGGGCUUGGCUCUAUAUUGGCCGUGCACAGCCUAAUACAAAUGAAGAAAAACUGAAAAAUUAUCUAAAGAAAAGGUUUCCUUUGGAUACGUUUGAAGUUGAAGAGUUAAAAAAACAUGAAAGCAACACGAGUAAAAACAAAUCUUUUAAAAUAAGUUUUGAUUUUAACCUGUUGGAAGCGGUCAUGAAACCUGAAGUUUGGCCACAAAAUCUUCUUGUUAGAAAAUAUACCUUUCGAAGGCUGGGAAGGGAAUCUGAACUGUAA
Molecule: messenger RNA, 759 nt
Organism: Brassicogethes aeneus
Lineage: Eukaryota; Metazoa; Arthropoda; Insecta; Coleoptera; Nitidulidae
Source: the annotation of a GenBank genome assembly